AUGGCAGAUACCGCCCCCAGAGAAGCCGAGGCAGAGCGUCGCGAGGCUCUUCACAUUCUUGAAGAGAAAGCCUCUCAAUUGACGGAGCAAAUCAAGAAUAGUAGACACUUCAUCGCCUUCACUGGGGCGGGUAUCUCCACCUCCGCAGGUGAGUUCCAAACCUUCCUCCUCAUCCCUUCUUCCCCCGGAAGCGCGGGAGACCUCGUAGGCGGAUGCCAGACGGGCCGUCCACAAUCCAAUCUGCAGCGCACAUACGCAUUGAUUUGCUUAGUUUCAGAGAUUGACGGUGGUGAUCUAGGAAUUCCCGACUUCCGCGGUCCAGAAGGUGCCUGGACACUCAGAGCCCAGGGACGGCAAAGAACAGGCAAGACAACCAGCACGCUUCAGGCUGUCCCUACCAAGACCCAUAUGGCGCUUGUAGAGCUGCAGGAACGGGGCAUCUUGAAAUAUCUCGUCAGUCAGAACUGCGAUGGCCUUCACAGGAAGAGCGGAAUAUUGCCAGAAAAGAUUUCCGAGCUUCAUGGUAACAGUAACCGCGAGUAUUGCAAGGAUUGUGGCAAGGAGUAUCUGAGAGACUUCCGCGCCGUCGCCACCUACGAAAAGACUGUCCGCGACCACCGGACCGGCCGCAAGUGCGCAGUCUGCAACGGCACCCUCCUCGACACCAUUGUAAACUUUGGCGAGUACCUCCCCGCGGAACCUCUCGCGCUCGCCCGCGCGAAUGCCAGAAAGGCAGACCUCUGCCUCGCCCUCGGCUCGUCCCUGACCGUGCCACCGGCCUGCACGAUCCCCGAAACCGUGGGGAAGAAGAAGCGCACCAAGACGAGCCCCAACGGCGGCCAGUUGGUGAUUUGCAACUUGCAGAGCACGCCGCUGGACCACCUGAGCGAGCUGCGGGUCUGGGCCACCACGGACGAUUUGAUGGUGAAGGUGAUGGAGAAGCUGGAUAUUCCCAUCCCGAAAUUCGUGCUUCGUCGCCGGUUGGUUAUGGAGAUUGAGAUGACGGCGGAGGACAGGUAUCAGGUGACGGCGAGGGGCAUCGACGUCGACGGCACGCCUGCGACGUUCUUGCAGUCUGUCAAGAUGCAAGGCAACAGGCGCGUUGCGAGAACCGAGCCGUUUACCAUUCCGUUCCGGGGUGAGUUGUCGGCCGGGACGGAGGUGAAGGUGGACCUGGAGUUUAUGGGACACUAUGGCGAGCCAGUUUUGGAGAUUGCCCUGGAGUAUUCCGGAGAGGACAAACUUGAGAUCACGUACCUGCUCGAGUAUGACCCUUCCAAUGGGGCGUGGGAAGUGAGUAGACAAGAUGCUGGUACUCUUGCCGGACGGGGUGGAACGGCUGAAACGGAUGAGGGCAUGGAGGAUUCGCUCAUGAUCUCGGCCGAGGAGGCAGGUGUACCGAGCCACAUCAUUGCUUCCUCUGCGGCCAGUGAGAUCAUUGAUCUCACUUCACCGUAG
Colletotrichum orchidophilum is the source of this 1458-nucleotide messenger RNA. Its product is annotated as NAD-dependent deacetylase sirtuin-7. The transcript is spliced from 3 exons. Lineage: Eukaryota; Fungi; Ascomycota; Sordariomycetes; Glomerellales; Glomerellaceae. Gene Ontology annotation, molecular function: NAD+ binding. The record is from RefSeq and is a predicted model, not a curated record. The coding region runs from base 1 to 1458 and encodes 485 amino acids.